Acinonyx jubatus (cheetah) is the source of this 1161-nucleotide messenger RNA. RefSeq names its product transmembrane protease serine 11G-like. The coding region runs from base 1 to 1161 and encodes 386 amino acids. NCBI's taxonomy places the organism in Eukaryota, Metazoa, Chordata, Mammalia, Carnivora, Felidae. The record is from RefSeq and is a predicted model, not a curated record. Gene Ontology annotation, biological process: proteolysis. Gene Ontology annotation, molecular function: serine-type endopeptidase activity. The transcript is spliced from 8 exons.
AUGACUGCCCUUAUUGUCACAGCUGUUGUGUUGGUUCUAUCAAUAAUCAUCGGUCUCCUUGUGUAUUUUUUGGCAUUUGAUCAGAAAUAUUACUAUUACCAAACCUCCUUCCAGAUCCCCAGUAUUGAAUAUAAUCCUGAAUUUUCAGUUGAACACUCAAAAAUUAGAACAGACCUGAAACAAAAAGUCAAUAAUGAGAUAGAUAAGAUAUUUCGAAGAUCCAGUUUAAAUCAUUAUUACAUCAAGUCUCAUGUUGUCACUCUCAGGUCAAGUAAUGAUGGUUUGAAAACAGAUGUAUUGCUUAAAUUUCAGUUUGUUUCUAACAAUGCAGACACAAUAAAAAGGCAAGCUGACAACAUUUUGCAUCAGAAGCUGAUAUUAAAUGACAGCUUCUUGAAGACAGAUACUUCAUUACCUCAUCUUAGAGGUUGUGGUAGAGGGAGAGAGUUUCCAUCCAUGGAACGAAUUGCUGAAGGUUAUCCUGCAAAAAGAGCUGAUUGGCCAUGGCAAGCCAGCCUGCAAAUGGACGGCAUCCAUUUCUGUGGCGCGUCUUUGAUCAGUGAGGAGUGGCUCCUGACUGCUGCUCACUGCUUUGACAUUUACAAAAACCCCAAACUCUGGAUGGCUAGUUUUGGAACAACUCUCAGCCCUCCUCUGAUGAGAAGAAAGAUACAAUCAAUUAUCAUUCACAACAACUAUGCUACCCAUAAGCAUGAUGACGACAUUGCUGUGGUGAAGCUUUCCACCCCCGUCCUCUUUUCCAAUGAUGUGGGCAGAGUCUGUCUCCCAGAUGAUACUUUUGAAGUCUUGCCUCAGAGUCCAGUGUUUGUCACUGGAUGGGGAGCAUUAAAAGCUAAUGGUCCUUUUCCCAAUACUCUGCGACAAGUUGAAGUUGAGAUCAUAAGUAAUGAUGUAUGUAAUCAAGUUCAUGUAUAUGGUGGUGCUGUAUCAUCAGGAAUGAUAUGUGCUGGAUUCUUGACAGGAAAGCGAGAUGCCUGUGAGGGUGAUUCUGGAGGACCUCUGGUUAUAGCACAUGAUAGAAACUGGUAUCUUAUUGGGAUAGUAAGCUGGGGAAUAGACUGUGGAAAAGAAAACAAGCCUGGACUUUACACCAAAGUGACUUGUUAUCGGGACUGGAUUAAAUCUAAAACCAACAUCUAA